Molecule: messenger RNA, 1128 nt
Organism: Malassezia japonica
Lineage: Eukaryota; Fungi; Basidiomycota; Malasseziomycetes; Malasseziales; Malasseziaceae
Product: D-amino-acid oxidase
Exons: 4
Coding region: 1-1128 (375 amino acids)
Biological process (GO): D-amino acid catabolic process
Cellular component (GO): cytoplasm
Molecular function (GO): FAD binding; D-amino-acid oxidase activity
Source: RefSeq, a predicted model, not a curated record
AUGACGACCCCUGAUAAGAAAGCGGUGGUGGUUGGCGCUGGCGUAGUGCUGGGCCUCACGAUUGCGCAUGAGCUCCGCUCGCGCUGCUACGAUGUGACGAUCAUCGCGCGUGACCUUCCCGAGGACACCUAUUCGCAAGGCUUUGCCUCGCCGUGGGCCGGCGCGAACUGGGUCUCGUUCGCCGGAAAGAACGAGACGGAGCGUCGCCGCGAUUCGAUUGCCUACAAAAAGUUCCAGGCGCUCCAGAAGGAGCUGCCGGACGAGACGCUCGCGUUCAUGCCCUUUUCGUGCUUCCACGACAAGGACAAUGACCAUGACCAGUAUUGGUUCGGCGAGCUGUGUGGCGGCAUGAAAAUCAGUGCCGGGCACCCCAAGUCGACCAAUGCUGCGCCGUACCUGUACGAGUUCCGCUCGCUCGGCCUCAAUGUCCCUCGCUACACCAAGUGGCUGGUGCAGCGUCUCCAAGAAGAGCACAAGGACCUGAGCGGCCCUCCUGUGCGCUUUGUGCGUGCGAUCCUGCCCUCGCUCAAGGCUGCCGCAGAGCUCGUCCCUGACGCGGCGCUGCUCAUCAACGCCUCUGGCCUCGGCAGCAAGAGCCUGAACGAUGUGCGUGACGACAAAGUCUACCCCAUCCGUGGCCAGACGGUGCUUGUGUACGCGCCGCGCUUCCGUGACGCCAAGUACACGCGAUGCUACAGCCGGAUUACUCCCCAUGGUGCGAGCUACGUGAUCCCCCGUGCGCGUAGCGGCCAAGUGAUUUUGGGAGGCACGUUUGACGAGCGCAACACCAACCCGCUGAAGCCCAAUGUGGACGUCACCGAGCGCAUCCUGAAGGAGUGUGUCGCCCUUGCGCCCGAGCUCCUGCCUGACUACGUCGACCCCAAGGACCCCAACGCGUGGGUGGGCCUCGAUGUGAUCAGCAACAACAUCGGUGUGCGCCCCGCGCGCGAAGGCGGGGCGCGUGUCGAGCUCGAUGCGCCGCUCAGCGUGCACGGCCGCAAGGUCGGUGUGAUCCACGCGUACGGAAUUGGCCCUGCUGGCUACCAGGCCAGCUACGGCGUCGCAGCCGACGUCGGCGCGCUCGUCGACCAAUGGCAGCACGCUCAGGCGCGCCCCGCCAAGUUGUAG